AUGGACCUUCAGAACUAUCCUUUUCUCACUGCGGAGGAGUUUGCCGAAGCUUGCCAUCACAUCGACAGCCGCUAUCGCCAAGCAACGCUGGGCCCCCUCAGGAAAGAAUGGAAGCUCAGGGUUUGCACAGCCCUUGACAUGAAAUUCUCGCUGAACAGUGGUUACACCACAUACCUUCAAAUCAUCCGCCCGCUCGAAACCAACGCCGAUGUCGAUCUGGACCUCAGCAACUUCUCCAUCUCGACAUGUCAAGAAGAUGACCUGGCUUCCACAGACACAGACAAUAGUGACAUGAUGGAUGCAGAGGACGCAGACAAGGCAGCCAUCCUGAACCACGCGUCCCAAAACACAGCCCAUGUGGCGUAUGAAGUUCACCUCCACCCCUCAUAUAGAGUCCCGUGUCUCUGGUUCAGUAUCCAUGGCCUUCCUCCACAUGAACCUUCUUUCAACAUCGACACCGUUUUUCGUCGCCUGAUUCCCGACCAGUAUAAAAGCGGGCUCCGGAAAGUGAGCGGAAUCGGCGGCAUUUCAGCAGAUCAUCAUCCUGUAACUGGGGUUCCUGCAUUCUUCGUUCACCCUUGCCUACUUGGAGAUGCCAUGUCGAGCUUUGACGGUUCCAAAAAGAAUUACUUGAUGAUAUGGUUGGGACUGGUUGGAGGAUGUGUAGGCCUAUGGGUACCCAAAGAAAUGGCAGUCCAAUGA
Molecule: messenger RNA, 702 nt
Organism: Ustilaginoidea virens
Lineage: Eukaryota; Fungi; Ascomycota; Sordariomycetes; Hypocreales; Clavicipitaceae
Exons: 3
Coding region: 1-702 (233 amino acids)
Biological process (GO): protein modification by small protein conjugation; macroautophagy; protein lipidation
Cellular component (GO): intracellular anatomical structure
Molecular function (GO): Atg12 transferase activity
Source: RefSeq, a predicted model, not a curated record